Messenger RNA from Lutra lutra (Eurasian river otter), 6077 nucleotides. It is a transcript of the gene MALT1, whose product is annotated as MALT1 paracaspase. Gene Ontology annotation, molecular function: cysteine-type endopeptidase activity. Lineage: Eukaryota; Metazoa; Chordata; Mammalia; Carnivora; Mustelidae. The coding region runs from base 147 to 2699 and encodes 850 amino acids. The record is from RefSeq and is a predicted model, not a curated record. Gene Ontology annotation, biological process: proteolysis. The transcript is spliced from 17 exons.
AAACCUGUCUCUCUGCAGGGCGGGGAGCGGAGCUUCCUCCUCAGAGUGCGGUGCGACGUCGCCGUAUUUUUCCUUCCGCCCUUGCCUCCGCGGGGCCGGGGCGAGCGAGGGGGCAAGCGGAAGGUUCGCUGGAGCCGAGGCCCGCGAUGCGCCCGGGGGGAGCAACGCAAGUCGCGGGGUCGCCGGCGACGGACGGGUCGCUGUGCGGGGAGCUGCUGCAGGCCCCGUCGCCCCCGGCCUUGCAGCCGCCUCCGGCCGCGCCGUCGGGGCCGCCACUCCCCGCUUCGGCCGGCGCGACCCUCAACCGCCUUCCGGAGCCGCUGCUGCGGAGACUCAGUGGGAGCCUGGACCGAGCGCCCGAGGGCCGGGGCUGGAGGAGGCUGGCCGAGGUGGCGGGAAGUCGGGGGCGCCUCCGGCUCAGUUGUCUGGACUUGGAGCAGUGUUCUCUUAAAGUCUUGGAGCCUGAAGGAAGUCCAAGCUUAUGUUUACUGAAACUGUUGGGUGAGAAAGGUUGCACGGUCACGGAACUGAGUGACUUCCUGCAGGCUAUGGAGCACACGGAGGUUCUUCUGCUUCUUAGCCCCCCAGGAAUAAAGAUCACCGUCAACCCAGAGUCAAAGGCAGUUUUGGCUGGACAGUUUGUCAAACUGUGUUGCCGGGCAACUGGACAUCCGUUUGUACAAUAUCAAUGGUUUAAAAUGAAUAAAGAGAUUCCAAACGGAAAUGCAUCAGAACUUAUUUUUAACACAGUGCAUGUAAAAGAUGCAGGCUUUUAUGUCUGUCGGGUUAAUAAUAAUUUCACCUUUGAAUUCAGCCAGUGGUCACAGCUGGAUGUUUGUGAUAUCACUGAAGUAACAGGAAGCUUCCAGGGAAGUGUGGAUGGCGUCUCUGAAUCCAGGUUGCAAAUCUGCGUUGAACCAAGGUCCCAAAAGCUGAUGCCUGGCAACACGUUGGUCUUACAGUGUGUUGCUGUUGGAAGCCCCAUUCCUCACUACCAGUGGUUCAAAAAUGAAUCACCGUUACUACAUGAGACCAAAAAGCUAUACAUGGUACCUUAUGUGGAUCUGGAACAUCAGGGAACCUACUGGUGUCAUGUAUAUAAUGAUCGAGACAGUCAAGAUAGCAAGAAGGUAGAAAUCAUCAUAGGAAGAACAGAUGAGGCAGUGGAGUGCACUGAAGAUGAAUUAAAUAAUCUUGGACAUCCUGACAAUAAAGAGCAAACAGCUGAUCAGCCUUUGGCAAAGGACAAGGUUGCUCUUUUGAUAGGAAAUAUGAAUUACUGGGAGCACCCCAAGCUUAAAGCGCCAUUGGUGGAUGUGUAUGAAUUGACCAACUUGUUAAGACAACUAGAUUUCAAAGUUGUUUCACUGUUGGAUCUCACUGAGUAUGAGAUGCGAAAUGCUGUGGAUGAAUUUUUACUACUUUUAGACAAAGGAGUAUAUGGAUUGUUAUAUUAUGCAGGACAUGGUUAUGAAAACUUUGGCAACAGCUUUAUGGUCCCUGUUGAUGCUCCAAAUCCAUAUAGGUCUGAAAACUGUCUGUGUGUGCAAAAUAUACUGAAAUUGAUGCAAGAGAAAGAAACUGGGCUUAACGUGUUCUUGUUGGACAUGUGUAGGAAAAGAAACGACUAUGAUGACACUAUCCCAAUCUUGGAUGCGCUAAAAGUCACUGCCAAUAUUGUGUUUGGAUACGCCACGUGUCAAGGAGCAGAAGCUUUUGAAAUCCAGCAUUCUGGGCUGGCAAAUGGCAUUUUCAUGAAAUUUUUAAAAGAUAGAUUAUUAGAAGACAAGAAAAUUACUGUGUUACUGGAUGAAGUUGCAGAAGAUAUGGGUAAAUGUCACCUCACCAAAGGCAAACAGGCUCUAGAGAUUCGGAGUAGCUUGUCUGAAAAGAGAGCACUCACUGACCCAAUCCAGGGAACAGCGUAUUCUGCGGAGUCUCUGGUGCGGAAUCUGCAGUGGGCCAAAGCACACGAACUCCCAGAAAGUAUGUGUCUUAAAUUUCAGUGCGGCGUUCAGAUUCAGUUAGGGUUUGCCGCCGAAUUCUCCAAUGUCAUGAUAAUCUACACAAGCAUAGUCCACAAGCCACCCGAUGUCCUGAUGUGCGAUGCCUAUGUUACCGAUUUUCCUCUUGACUUAGAUAUUGAUCCCAAAGAUGCAAACAAAGGGACGCCUGAGGAAACGGGCAGCUACUUCGUGUCCAAGGAUCUUCCCAAGCACUGCCUCUACACUAGGCUCAGCUCGCUGCAGAAAUUAAAGGAACAUCUGAUCUUCACAGUCUGCCUGUCGUAUCAGUACUCAGGCUUGGAAGAUACCGUCGAGGAGAAGCAGGAGGUGAAUGUGGGCAAACCCCUCAUUGCCAAACUGGACAUUCACCGAGGUUUGGGCAGGAAAACUUGCUUCCAAACGUGUAUUAUGUGUAACGGCCCUUACCAGACCGCGGCAUCCACCUCAGCGGGAACCGGCCGUUAUCCCUCAUCUCAGGACUCAUUCCCCGGUGUUUACCAUUCGCACCUUGGUAACUCCAGUAACGUCUUGCCAUCAGAUGACUGUCGAUGCAGCCGGAUGGCAGAUGCAUUUAUUUCAAGUCACCACACCCACCAUUAUCCAUGCCAGUUCGGGAGGAGCAAUGUGCCAGUGGAGACAACUGAUGACAUGCCAUUCAAUCUCUCUGAGGGACUCCGAAUUUCUGAAAACUGACCUCCUUAUUUUCGGAAGUUAUCAUAAUUACUCGAUGCCUCCAGUGCAACAGUACUGACGUGAAGAGAGGCAUCAUAAAAAAGUAAAACAUGGAUCUGUAGAGAGAGAAGAUCUGUGAUAGUAUUUCAUGGCAAACCCAGGACUUUGAAGUGUUGGAGUUACAUUAUUGACCGAUGGACUUCCUCUUCAUUCUCUUUUAAGAGUUGGUGAAUUGGUUGACUUUUGUAAGAAUGAAGAAUGGUUGUGUAUAUGUUUAUAUGUUUGUAACAAAAAUAUUUUCAUUUUGAGCACUGAAGUAAGAACAAUGGGAAUGGCAUUGUAGAAUAAGUCAUUGUGUUAUGAGAAUCAGGAAGAAAAACAUUGGUGAUCAUCGGGCUUAACCUAGUUUCAUCACUGGGAGAAACAGAUUAUGUCAUCUUGUUUACAUUAGUGCUGGCCCACCGCUGAGACCUCCAGAUUUCUGUUCCAGUGUUUAUCCCUCUAUACGCUUCCUUUCUGACAGGUUCUGAGACAGGUGUUAUGUUUUAGGUGGAUUUAAAGAUAAUAUGUAAAUACACAUGUCUGUAUAUAAUCUAGAAAUGUACAAACUUUAAUUUGUGAUUAUAGGACUUUACCGCAAGUGUCAAUUAAGACGUUUGUAUAUAAAUCUUAUGUAGAACAGGCCGAAGUUUCUUGUUAAGGUCAUGAAAGCACAUGGAGAGAUGAUGCAAUGUUUGUCUGUGUUAGAGCAAGACAGCAAAACAUCGCUGUCUCUGGGUAAUCUUGGCAGCUGACACUGGAUAUGUCUUCCUGGAUAACAUUUUCUUAACGAAUUUAAUCUUACCACCUUUCAUCCUACCUAGAGCCUGUCAAAAAGGCAAGUGCCAAUAACAAAAAUAUUGAAUUAGUAAUUUUAAAGCAUUCCACAAAGAAACUACCAGGCCCAGAUAGCUUCACUGCUGUAUUCUGCCAAACAUUUCAAGAAUUAGCACCAGUCCUUUGCAAACUCUCCCCAAAAAUGGGAGGAGAAAGAACACUUCCCAACUCAUUCUAUAAAGCCAGUAUUACCCUGAUACAAAACCAAGUGAAGACAUUCCAAGAAAACAACAGCUCGAUACCUGUUAUGAAUGGAGAAUCAAAAGUCAUCAACAAAAUACUAGCAAACUGAGUCUGGCAAUAUAUAAAAAGGAUUAUCCACCAUGACCAAGUAAGAUUUAUCCCAGGAAUGCAAGGUUUGUUUAACAUCCAAAAAUCAAUGUCGUAUGCAGACAAUUCUCAUUAUUCCCAGUAGGUAUAGUCUAGGAAGUCACUAUGGAUACUGAACUAGUGAAUGCAGAGCCAUUGCUCCUAGGGGAAGUGUUUGUGUAUUCAUAUCUCAAAUAGACUAUAAUCUUAAAUCCUGAAAACAGUUUAUCCUGGUAUACUGUUUUAUUUUACAAAAGAGAAAAUGAGGUUCAGAAAUAUUAAGUGACCUUCCUAAGACCACCCCACUAAUAACUGCCAGAGGUGGGAUUCAUACCUGUCCAACUGGCCCCAGAGCCAGAGCUUACCCAGCCCUGCCCCCACCCCCUCAUCUUCUGGUCAUGUCUGGGGGUGGACAGUGAAACAGAGGCAGAGCACAUCCUCAUUCACCCCUGCUGGAACCAUGUGUAUCAGGAAAUUGAUGGGUCUGCACAUAUCUAUGAAUGAUCAUAGAAGUGCUGACAGUUUUGAUUGGGGAUUACAAACAAAUUUUACAAAUAAAUUGAUAAAUUUAUAAACAGACUCAUAAAUAAUGAAGAUCAACUGUUCCAUGUUCAUAAAGCACUAAAUGACUACAUUGACUUCAUUGUUUUAACAGUUGGAGAAAGAACAUUUGAUAAAAUUCAUCACCUUUCAUGAUAAAAACACUUAAUAAACUAGGAAUAAAAUGGAAAUUCCUCAAUAUGAUAAACAGCAUCUACAAAAAACCCACACCUGACAUCAUUAUUGGCAACAGACUGAAUUCUGAAUAUCCUCCCCCCAAAAUCAGGAAUAAGACAAGAAUGUUCACUCUCAUCCCUUCUAGUCAACAUUGUACUUGAGGUUCUAGCCAGGGAAUUAGGCAAGAAAAAGAAAGAAAAGUCAAUCAUACUGGAAAAGAAGUAAAAUUGUGUAUGUACAGAUGGCAUAAUCUUAUAAUUCUAAGAAAUUCAUUUAAAAACUAAUAAAUGAAUUCACCAGGCUAGAGGAUAGAUACGAGAUCAAUAUACAGAGAUCAGCUUUAUUUUAAUGUCAGCAGUGAAUUCUGAAAUUGAGAUUUGCUGUAAAUUCUAUUUACAAUAGCAUCAAGAGGAAUAAAAACUAUGCAACACUGUUGAAAUUAAAGAAGACCUAAAUACAUGGAAAUACAUUGUUCAUGGAUUGGAAGACUACACUGUUAAGAUGCAAAUGCUCCCCAAAUUGCUUCACAGAGUUCCUGUAGUUCCUGUCAAAAUCCCAGCUGGCUCAUUUGCAAAAAUUGACAAACUGAUAAAAUUCACAUGCAAAAGACAAAAGCCAAAACAAUCUUGAAAAAGAACAAGGUUGGAAGACUCACACUUAACCAAUUUCAAAACUUAAUCUCAGAGCUACAGUAACUGAGACUGUGUGAUACUGGCAUAAAGAUAAACAUGGAUUGAGGGCAUAUAAAAUAUAACUGAGAAUCCAGAAAUAAACUUAUGAUGUUUAUGAUCGAUUGCUUUUUGACAAGAGUGCCAAAGCAUUCAAUAAGAGUAAUCUCUUCAACAAAUAGUCCUAGGACAGCUGGAUAGCCAAGUGCUAAAGGAUCCCCCCUCUUUACGCCAUACACAAAUUUCAACCCAAGAUGGAUCGUAUACCUAAAUAUAAGAGCCAAAACUGUGAAACUGGCAAGAAAACAUACAAGCAAAUCUUUGUGACCUUGGACUAAGCGAUGGUUUCUUAUAUACAACACCAAAAGCACAAGCAAUAAGGAAAAAAAAAAAUUGGCACUUCCUCCAAAUGAACUUUCAUGUUUUAAAGAACACCAUCAAGGAAGUGAAAAGACAACCUACGGAACAGGAGAAAGUUUUUGAAAAUUGUGUCUGAUAAGGUACUUGUAUCCAGAGUGGAUACAGAACUUCUCUAAUAAUAAGCAAUUUAUAUACUAGUGUUUAAUUAUGGUUACUGUAGACCAGUAACCAGUGAACUGUCCGACGGGCCGUCUGUGAGGAUGGACGUGUUCCAGGUGAGUGCUCCGGGCGUGCCAGCCUCUAGCCCCGUGUGGUAGAGAGCAGCGGACAUACAUCUUGUUUUCAUAUGCAACUGUGCAGCUGUUCAUUCUGUAUAUUUGAGUUUUUAAAAGCGUGUAUUUAUAAUUUUAAAACAUUUUUUAAGAACAAUUGUGUCAAAAAAUUUUACAAAUAAAAUAACAAUUGUGUA